Messenger RNA from Paramecium pentaurelia, 451 nucleotides. The record is from the annotation of a GenBank genome assembly. Lineage: Eukaryota; Ciliophora; Oligohymenophorea; Peniculida; Parameciidae.
AUGCAUUAAGAGUAAUAAGAUCAAUAAGCUUUUGAUAAAGUUUCUUUAUUUACCAUUGUUUCACUUUCAUUAGUUAGCUUUUUAUUCUACUAAUUCACAUCUAAACCAGAACUCUAUGGAGGAGAUGAUUGCAUUGCAUUAAGACAAUGUGCAUAUUUUAUGUUUUGUCUAUACACAGUAUAUGUCAUAAUAAUAGGGUGUAUUUGAAAUAGUAUUUAUAAAUAGUAUAAUGAUUUAAUGGAGAUCCUCUACAAAUUCAAAAUUAAAACUUUAUAUAUCAGGAAUAUUACUUGUUGGGUUUGUAAUUAGCAAUAUUUAUUUGAUAAUUCAAUAUUUUAAAAAUGAACCUUGUAAUUUAUUAAGAUAUGUUGUCUUUUGGUAUUUGAUUUUGAUGUCCAUUGCAUUUUUGAUAUUUAUGGGUAUAAUGGGAGCAAUAAUUUAUAUGAUGUGA